Molecule: messenger RNA, 591 nt
Organism: Dufourea novaeangliae
Lineage: Eukaryota; Metazoa; Arthropoda; Insecta; Hymenoptera; Halictidae
Product: ejaculatory bulb-specific protein 3-like
Exons: 2
Coding region: 214-591 (125 amino acids)
Source: RefSeq, a predicted model, not a curated record
ACGACGGAGAGGCUAGCCGAUUCGGCUUCGUUACGAGAAUCAUUGUUUCGAGGGAAAACGGUCAACGGUGUGCCCUGAGCCCAAAUUUUCCUCUUGCUUCGGGGUUUCGUUUUCUCUCCGUGUGUCGGAUUUGAAUUUUUCUUUUUUUUUUUCUUCAUUUUUGUUCCGAUCCAAUAGUCGCGUCCUCGGCAAGCGCGUGUCACCAGACGCAACAUGAAAGUUUCACUUCUGCUGUUGGUCGCUUUGAUCGCGAUCGCUUCUGUGACCGCGAACAAAUAUCCGUCGAAAUACGACGACGUCGACGUCGAGAGGAUCCUCCAGAACGGCCGUGUACUCACAAACUACAUCAAAUGCAUGCUGGAUGAGGGCCCGUGCACCAAUGAAGGUCGAGAAUUGAAAAAAACUUUGCCAGAUGCUUUAUCCUCGGGUUGCAGUAAAUGCAAUGAAAAGCAAAAAGUCACCGCGGAGAAGGUAAUAACUCACCUCAGAACGAAAAGACCGAGGGACUGGGACCGAUUAACGGCGAAAUAUGAUCCGAAUGGUGAAUACAAAAAGAACUUCCAGAACACUGAAGCCGCCAAAAAGACGUAA